Molecule: messenger RNA, 834 nt
Organism: Miscanthus lutarioriparius
Lineage: Eukaryota; Viridiplantae; Streptophyta; Magnoliopsida; Poales; Poaceae
Source: the annotation of a GenBank genome assembly
AUGGCUGUCGCUAUUCUGGCCCCUCGGCGCCGCCCCCACGCCGCCAAUGAACCGUCCAAAGAGUAUCACCGAGGAGGAGGAAACGGCGGCAAGAUGCGGAUCGGCGUCGUCGACUCGUACAGGAUCCUCAAGAAGAUCGCCCAGGGAGGAUACGGCGCCGUCUGGAAGGCACUGCACGUCGAGUCCGGCGAGCUCGUCGUCAUCAAGUCGAGCCUCCACGACGUCGGCGAGGCGGCGGCGCUGCUGCGCGAGGCCGCCAUGCUCGCCGCGUGCGCGGGCAACCCCGAGGUGGUGCGGCUCAGGGAGCUGCUGGCCGGCGUCUCGACGAUGCAUGCGCACGGCGUCGUCCACCGCGACCUCAAGCCCGGGAACGUGCUCGUCAGCGCGGAAGACGGACACCUCAAGAUCUGCGACCUGGGUCUCGCCACGUCCGUGGUCGCGCCGCUGCUCACGGACGACACGGAUCCCGAAGGCACGCCUGGGUACAUGGCGCCGGAGCUGCUUAUGGGCGAGAAGGACUGCGGCGUGCCCGUCGACGUGUGGGCGCUCGGAUGCAACAUGGCGGUCCUCGUCACCGGGCAACCGCUCUUUCCGGAGGAAGACUUGGGUCAGCAGCUCAUCAGCAUCGUCAACCUCCUAGGGAUCCCAGACGACGUCUCGUUGAUGCCACUGGGUGUCUCGGGGCCCAGCAAGCUGCGCGAGAGGGUGCCGAAGGAGAGGCUGUCGCAGGAGGGAUUCGACGUCUUGGAAGGUCUGCUGGAGUACAACCCCAAGGACAGGCUCACCGCCGUUGACGCGCUGAAGAUGCCGUGGUUUGCAGCCAAAGAUGACUGA